AUGCCGGUGGGGCUGAGGUACAACGAUGCGGCGCUGAAGGAUAUCUUUAAUGGCUGCAUUGACGAUCCUCUACCUCGGUGUGAGAUGGAGGGGCUACAGGACUUGGAUUUCUGGAGAUUUGCCGCCUAUCUUCGCCACCGGGUAGAUUGGGCCUCACCAAGUCAACCAGGCAGUGUGCAUGCUCCUGACCAUGAAUCCGUCUCUAAAGUCACCGGGGAGGUGGGCACUGAGCCUCAGCUUCACCCCGGUAAAGCGAGGAGGAGGAGAAGGAAGGUUUCCUUCGGACGUCAGGGCCCGGAGCCCGCUCCAGUCAGUGAGUCCACUCCAGAGCCCGCUUUAGUCAGUAAGUCCAGUCCAGAGCCCACUUCAGCCAGCGAGUCCACUCCAGAGCUCAGUGAGUCCGCUCCAGAGCCCGCUCCAGCCAGUGAGUCCGCUCCAGAGCCCGCUCCAGCCAGUGAGUCCGCUCCAGAGCCCGCUCCAGCCAGUGAGUCCGCUCCAGAGCCCGCUCCAGAGCCCGCUCCAGAGCCCGCUCCAGAGCCCGCUCCAGAGCCCGCUCCAGAGCCCGCUCCAGCCAGUGAGUCCGCUCCAGCCAGUGAGUCCGCUCCAGAGCCCGCUCCAGCCAGUGAGUCCGCUCCAGAGCCCGCUCCAGCCAGUGAGUCCGCUCCAGAGCCCGCUCCAGCCAGUGAGUCCGCUCCAGAGCCCGCUCCAGCCAGUGAGUCCGCUCCAGAGCCCGCUCCAGCCAGUGAGUCCGCUCCAGAGCCCGCUCCAGAGCCCGCUCCAGAGCCCGCUCCAGAGCCCGCUCCAGAGCCCGCUCCAGCCAGUGAGUCCGCUCCAGCCAGUGAGUCCGCUCCAGAGCCCGCUCCAGCCAGUGAGUCCGCUCCAGAGCCCGCUCCAGCCAGUGAGUCCGCUCCAGAGCCCGCUCCAGCCAGUGAGUCCGCUCCAGAGCCCGCUCCAGCCAGUGAGCCCGCUCCAGAGCCCGCUCCAGCCAGUGAGCCCGCUCCAGAGCCCGCUCCAGCCAGUGAGCCCGCUCCAGAGCCCGCUCCAGCCAGUGAGCCCGCUCCAGAGCCCGCUCCAGCCAGUGAGCCCGCUCCAGAGCCCGCUCCAGCCAGUGAGCCCGCUCCAGAGCCCGCUCCAGCCAGUGAGCCCGCUCCAGAGCCCGCUCCAGAGCCCGCUCCAGAGCCCGCUCCAGAGCCCGCUCCAGCCAGUGAGUCCGCUCCAGAGCCCGCUCCAGCCAGUGAGUCCGCUCCAGAGCCCGCUCCAGCCAGUGAGUCCGCUCCAGAGCCCGCUCCAGCCAGUGAGUCCGCUCCAGAGCCCGCUCCAGAGCCCGCUCCAGAGCCCGCUCCAGAGCCCGCUCCAGAGCCCGCUCCAGAGCCCGCUCCAGAGCCCGCUCCAGCCAGUGAGCCCGCUCCAGAGCCCGCUCCAGCCAGUGAGCCCGCUCCAGAGCCCGCUCCAGCCAGUGAGCCCGCUCCAGAGCCCGCUCCAGCCAGUGAGCCCGCUCCAGAGCCCGCUCCAGAGCCCGCUCCAGAGCCCGCUCCAGAGCCCGCUCCAGCCAGUGAGUCCGCUCCAGAGCCCGCUCCAGCCAGUGAGUCCGCUCCAGAGUGCAUUGAUGAAGUGACAGUCACCAAGACCAUCACCACACGUGCCAACCAGAAGCUGUGGAUGACAGCAGAGGUUCGUGGGCUGCUCAAGACCAGAGAUGAAGCAUUCAGAUCAGGAGAUAAAGCAACCCUUAAAACAGCAAGAGCCAAUCUGUCCUGUGGCAUCAAGAAUACGAGACAGUCAUUUGCACAAAAAAUCAAUAAUCACUUCACAGACAGCAGAGACACACGGAGCCUGUGGCAAGCCAUUCAGACCAUCACUGACUACAAGCCCCCGCCACAGGCCUGUGAUGACGACACAAAUCAUUCAGAUGCACACAAUCAGCUCUAUUCACGGUUUGAAAUGCAGAAUGACACACCUGCACAAAAACUGCCCACACCUCACACCAACCAGGUGCUCUGUCUGUCUCCAGCCGAAAUAAGGAAUACCCUAUCUAUGAUUAACCCACGCAAGGCUGUGGGUCCUGACAACAUACCUGGCCGUGUACUGAGAGAUUGUGCUGCAGAGCUGACAGAUGUCCUAACAGAUAUCUUCAACACCUCAAUGAAUCAGGCAAUCAUCCCCACAUGUCUCAAGUCCACAACUAUCAUACCGGUACCAAAGAAAUCACCUGUGUCCUGUCUAAAUGACUACCGUCCCUUAGCACUGACUCCAAUCAUGAUAAGAGAUUAG
Messenger RNA from Megalobrama amblycephala (Wuchang bream), 2271 nucleotides. Its product is annotated as cell surface glycoprotein 1-like. The transcript is spliced from 3 exons. Lineage: Eukaryota; Metazoa; Chordata; Actinopteri; Cypriniformes; Xenocyprididae. The coding region runs from base 1 to 2271 and encodes 756 amino acids. The record is from RefSeq and is a predicted model, not a curated record.